UCAGUGAACCGAUCACGGUUUUCCCAAUAAUGUAAAAAUACCCACACGCUCAGUGGAAGUAUCACAUGUGCCAGUACGAAUAAAUUGGCCGAGGCAAGCAAGUUUUGAUACAUUGCGGUCAUCUUGAAACCAAAAAGCUGGUUUACAUUCCUGAUUGUACGGCCUGCUUGGUUGUCCUGUUGCCAGAAUGGCGAUCGUCGACCUCCAUCUUCUCGUGCAGACAGUGUUGUACUGUUGUACAUUUAUCUGUGGAUUCAUGGUGUCAAUUCCCAUAGGUGUGACACAUACGAACUUUGACGGGAGUUGUAUGCUGUACGGCGAUUUCGAAUGGAAGUCUAACAAUGAAUUCAUUAUGCAAUCAAGUGAUCAGCUUAACUGUAACUUCUCCAUCUACCUGAGCGUGCUAGGCGGCAUUUUCUACUCGCUAUUUCUGCUGGCCUACAACGCCUACGCACUCCACAAAUCUAGAUCAAAUCACAAUGUUGGGUUGGAAAUGUGGGUGCUGCCGUUUAUAUUGCUGAAUUCCGUGAUGACAAUCCUGGUCCUGAUCUCCUCCUGUAUUAUCACUGUGGGGUUUAACGCCUUUUGUGACGGCAUCACGAAGGGCCGUUAUAGUAACAAUUGUCCUGAUGCUCAAAACGGGGAAUGGACUAGACAAGGUACUGAUGUACACUUCAACGUGGGAAAUUUCUACGAAUUAUUGACUGUGGCAAAGAUUGCCUCUUGGGUGGCUUUCCUGCUGUGGUUAGGGCAAGUCGCUCUCGGUAUUCUUCGCUUCAUCAGAAACAGGACACACCGAACACGGAACGCUGAUCGAGAUCGUCUCGGCGCCGAACACCCAUCUUCAUGAACGGGGUAUUGAAAGAGAUCAUGUUAUUAACAGUUAUAGAUCUAGAUGUGAACGAUAUUAGUAUCAAACCCGGAGAAAAGAUCUGCAUCGAUAAUUGAGAUUUAUUCAGC
Mizuhopecten yessoensis (Yesso scallop) is the source of this 960-nucleotide messenger RNA. Its product is annotated as transmembrane protein 179B-like. The record is from RefSeq and is a predicted model, not a curated record. The transcript is spliced from 5 exons. NCBI's taxonomy places the organism in Eukaryota, Metazoa, Mollusca, Bivalvia, Pectinida, Pectinidae. The coding region runs from base 188 to 850 and encodes 220 amino acids.